This is a messenger RNA of Schistocerca serialis cubense, 4004 nucleotides long. RefSeq names its product transducin beta-like protein 2 (gene prage). Gene Ontology annotation, biological process: endoplasmic reticulum unfolded protein response. The transcript has 3 exons. Gene Ontology annotation, molecular function: protein binding; nucleic acid binding; exonuclease activity. The coding region runs from base 345 to 2435 and encodes 696 amino acids. The record is from RefSeq and is a predicted model, not a curated record. Lineage: Eukaryota; Metazoa; Arthropoda; Insecta; Orthoptera; Acrididae. Gene Ontology annotation, cellular component: nucleus; endoplasmic reticulum.
UCCGAUUUGGGUGCACAUAGUUCGUCCGUAUUUGUUUUUGUUGCACAUCAAGUUUUCGAGUGUUGUAAUUUGAAAUUACUCUGUGGGAGUUAAAAUUUACCGAGAAAGUUGUUUCUGAGAAGCCUUGAGUUGAAAAUGCAGUGCCAGAGGAACUGGCAGAGUGCAGCGGCUCAUAGCGGUACAAGGGCGAAACAGAACAGUCAUCGGAGCAACUCCCGCUAGGCAGCAUCACAGCAGUGUCCCGUUCCCGCCAUUCGCCGUAGCAGCAGUAGCGCAUACUACGUAGUCAGGUGCAGUCUGCCGCAGUGUUUGGUUGAGUGAAGAUCUCGUGUUCUAAUUUUUACAUGAUGUCGGGCACCGGUAGUGGAAUUCCAGAUUUUCCAAUCGUAGUGUUAACUUUCUUCGUUGGGCUUACAGUAUUUGCUGUAGUUUAUAUAUCGAAGUUGCUUAAAGCACCUGCAGCUGAAGAUUCAACAAAACGUAAAGAAACCGAGGUAACGAAGAAAGAAAAACCAGCAGCAAAUGUAACACAAAAGCCCAGCAAGAAGAAACACCAGGAAAAGUGGACCAGAGAUUCCAAGCAAACUUUUUCUCAUCCGUGGCUGUUAACAUCACUAAAAGGACAUAGUGGAACUGUCUUAGAUAUGGAUUUCAGUAGCAACGGGAAAUAUCUUGCAACUUGUGCUGAAGAAGACUCUGAAGAGCUUGAUCCUGGUGGAGAGGGCAGUGAGCAAGGCAGUGGCAACAGCAGUGGAAGUGAAGCCAACAAAGAGAACAGCCCUCAGGGCCAAACAGAUGGCAACCAGAAAGGUGCUUUGCUAACCCGUCGGCAGAAGAAGAAUCGCACACGUCGAAAUGAUGGGUCUCCUCUGCCUCGAAACAACAUUGCAGCUAAGAAGAGCAAAGCAAAAGCCCGGCGCUCUGGUGGUGUCGAUAGCAGUGGGAAGCGGAAUGGAGCUCCAACACUUCGCCAACAUGCGAAGCUGAAUUUGUCGGACAGUGACCUUUCAGUGCUUCUUAGACAUUACCUCCUCAGCCCUGACCAACUACUUGGGUUGGGUUAUCCUGUUGAGAGUGCCUUGUACCCAGGGAGAGCAAUAAUUUACAAAAAUCCGCCAUCCAGUUCUAAUCCCAAUAGCAGCAAUGUGUCUUCCUGUAUGCAAAGUCCAGACCCCCUCAGGAGUUCAUCUCAUUUGUUUGAUGUGAAUGCACGUGAGUUUGUGCCUAUGAGUGCAAGAUUAGGAAAAGAGCCUUGUUGUCUAAAAGAGGACAAUGUGCAUGUGAAGAAUGAGAAUCUAAAAAAUACCGUUUUAAUUACGGAUUUUGUGAAAAAAGAUCAGCCUGGGAUGGACUACAGUGAAAUAGGUGCUGAAUGGGAUGCCAGCCACAGUACAAAAAGUGAAAAAAAUUCCCUUAGUACAGGCAGUGAUGGUGACAGUGCUGACAGUGGUAUCAAUAGAAGUGGUGGUGAAGAAGGGAGCAGUAGUGCCUCACAGGAAGCUUCAGAUGUUGACGGUGUCAUUGAAGAGGAUCAGGGAAUUGUUCCUGAAAUAAAGCAGUCCACUGUGAACAGCAGUGAAAGAAAACACUUAUCAAAAGUAGCAAAAGCAGAAAAACUGUGUGUGAGUGAGGAGAAGAAAUGUGUUCGUUGUGGUCGUGGUUUUUUUGUAACAGAAGAUGGUGAAUACUUAACACAAGAGCAUUGUCUCUACCACUGGGGUAAGCUGCAAAGAGUUGUAAGUGCACCAUCAAAGGCGUCAUCAAUGUCUUUGCGUAUGGAAUACAGCUGUUGCCACGGAAAGCCUAGCAGCAAGGGAUGCACAACAGCAAAACUACAUGUGUGGAAUGGUGUGGGGGUAGGCAUUAAUGGACCGUUUGAUAGUUAUGUUCGGACCCGCCCACGGAGAACACAUCCUCCGGAUGGAAAUUAUGGUGUGUAUGCUUUGGACUGUGAGAUGUGUUACACAACACGUGGCCUUGAAUUAACAAAAGUUACUGUUGUUGCACCUGAUGGACGUCUUGUGUACGAUUGUUUGGUGAGACCAGAGAAUUACAUAAUAGACUACAAUACUCGGUUCUCUGGUAUCACAGCUCGUGAUCUCAAUAGGCGUGGAGCAACCAAGUCCCUGAAAGAUGUGCAGAAUGAUCUGAUGGGCUUCAUAAAUGCCGAUACCAUACUCGUAGGUCAUGGGCUUGAAAAUGAUCUUCGUGCCUUACGCAUUAUACACAGCACUGUGAUAGACACUUCAGUGGUUUUUCCACAUUAUUAUGGAUUGCCUUACAGACGAUCAUUAAAAUCUUUAGUAGGUUGUUUACUUAAGAGGGAUAUACAGCAAGACUCGUCAGGACAUGAUAGUUUUGAAGAUGCAAGGGCUUCCAUUGAAUUGAUGCUGUGGAAGGUCAGAAAAGAUUUUAGAGCUGUUUUAGAAAAAUAGUGAGAGUUAAUCAGUGCCUCUUUUGUAAUGGUUUCUCACAAGGUGACAAAUGCCCAGAGUGCAUAGAACACUUUGCAACUGCUCAAUUUUCAUGUUAAUGGAAACCUUCUAAGAACUGUACUUAACUUCGUUACACCAAUAUUUUGGAGGCUUUCUUUGAGCAAUUAGUGAGAAUAUAAUGUACACUGAAAUAGAUCUGAAAGUGCAUUAUCUAGUUGACUGUUCGUGAAUGCUUGCAUUUGAAUUUGUUGCUGUGAGAUAUGCAUGCAUUCCUUGAUUCUAGUCAGAUUUUUGUUCCUUUUAAUGCAGUUGUGCCAUUUUACUUUGGUCAACUGAUUUCUAUGAAUAUAGAUAAAUUCAUUCUUUUAUUAUACUGCCAUUCAUUUUUGUAGCAGCUGUGAAGUGUAAUAUAAAUUGCAUAGCUAAUUGGCAAAUAUUUUAUGUACUGUGAAAAGUCUUUGUCACACUUGUUCUGAAAUACUUUUUAAAUAGGCUGUGGGUGGGAAACAGUAGUUUCAAUUUUUCAGAAAAGUAUUUGCAAAAUUUGUAUAACGUUUUCUUUUAUAUCAGAUUUUCUUGAGAACAGACUGUUGGAAGAUGUCACCCCCCACAUUUUUUGUCGAGGCAGUGUUCAUUCCUUGUCUGUGAUUGAUAUAGAUUUUUGAGCUGUGUUGUGUAUGCACUUAAAAAGACUGUUGUGAGUGAGAAGCACACUUGAGUGUGUAAUGUUUUUCAGUUCCAUUGUUACGAAGUGACCAUUAUUUAUAUUGUGUGAUUUGUUGGAUUUUGUAGUGAAUGGAACUUUGUGUGAUUCUGUUUUGUAGAAUGUUUGUGUUUUUCGUGGCAGCAUUUGAGAAUAAGUUGUUACAAGAAGUUGCUAGCUCUGAAUUGCCACCUCGUUAAUCAAUCAUUUAUUGACAGAUGUGUUCGUCUGUCUGAAGCAAGUAAGAGGCAGCAACUGUAGCUUGUUAGUACAAAAACUGUUAUGCAGAAAUUUGAAUGGGAAAAAAGCAGUCAUCUUUUUAUUAUAAAGUUGUUUUAUAGUAUGUUGGAAGAUCAUUCUUUGAAGCUGUGUUUAUUCUGUAUCAAUCAAAUUUAGGUAUCACACAGCUGGCAGAAAUGACUGUUUAGCUUGUAAUAGAUUGUAUGUGUGAAAUAAUUUGUGUAAUUUUGUCAGUGAUGUGUUAAAUUAUUUAUUUGUAAGUUGUUUUGAAGAUCUGCAUUUUUUAUGUUUUCACCUUAUGUUGAACCAAAACAGUAUUCUUGAGGUCUUGAUGACUGCACAUGAUACUUUGCUGGUCUUUUGUUUGGAAGGGCCUGCCAUUUGAGUUACUUUGUAUAGGACGAGAGUAUCUUUGAUACUCGACAGUUGCUAGGGUUUCCAGUUAUGUAAUGGGAGAAAGGUUGUUAAUUCUUAGAUAUUGUAAAUUGUCAUAUAAAACUUUUGUAGUUUUAUUGGCAGAUGUGUAUUUUUUCCAUUUAUUAUUCUGUUCUGGUUGGAAAAAAACUUGUAUGUAAAGUCUUUUCACCAAUUUUUGUACGAUUAAUAAAAAUUUGCAUUUAAAAUUA